Molecule: messenger RNA, 705 nt
Organism: Desarmillaria tabescens
Lineage: Eukaryota; Fungi; Basidiomycota; Agaricomycetes; Agaricales; Physalacriaceae
Product: Ctf8-domain-containing protein
Exons: 2
Coding region: 104-523 (139 amino acids)
Biological process (GO): mitotic sister chromatid cohesion
Cellular component (GO): Ctf18 RFC-like complex
Source: RefSeq, a predicted model, not a curated record
ACAGUACUUGGUGAAAUCGUUGUGGCGGUGUUGAGUUAUUUGCCAUCAUGGGCCAAACAACGCGUCACCAACGCGUCCGGACUGCAAAGAUCUCUCCACCACGAUGCUGAUACCGAUUGACAUUUCUAUUCCCUCUGCGUCUAAUCAGAAAUUGCCACCUGCCUUUGCGAAGGUGUCUCAUGACGAAAUUGUCUUGAUUGAGUUGCAGGGCGCGCUGGAUGUUGAGAGCAAUCAUGAAAGCGAGCGCAAUGGAAAGUUGGUCGGGAAAUUAUCAAUUGACGAGGCUAUGAAAAAGUCUACUUUGCGCAUUGGACACCACCACCUCGAAGGGAAGAUCGUUACUCUUCCCAAAGCCAUUGCCGUAAUACAAAAGUCAUCGUCUGCUCAGAACAGUGAGGAUGAUGCUAUGGUGUGUGAUGAAGACAACAACGGAGGUACUAUCAGUUGGCGUGCAAUUGCUAUCGUCAAAAGGAAAAUUAUAUUCUCGAAACGGCCGAUGCCAAUUGUGGGGCGACCAAGUUGAAGUCUAGUACAUGCAACGUUCUCUAUAGUUCAUCUAAUUUGACCUGCUUUUUUUCUGAUUUGCGAGAACAGAGAAAGGAACAAAAAGAUUGGAAGGGAGACAAACUAGUAUUACAAAAAUGGAUUGGGAUUAUGAACUGGUUUGAAUUUUACAGACUGACGGUCAAAGUUCCAAGAUAUGGC